AUGAAUAAAGUAUACCUGCGCCGCGAGGGACGCACGGCGACGGACUGGCGCGCGGGCCGGACCGACGGUGUGCGAGAGGCAGGGUGGGGGCCCGCCAAGCAUUGUCAGCCCCUGCAUGUUGCACUCGAACUCGAAUCACUCGACGCGCUUUGCUCGCCGAUCCGUGCUAUAACUGCCAUGUUUACGGUCGAGUUUAGCGAGCCUCCGGCAUUCUUACGUCACACAGGCACCGAGAUA
Messenger RNA from Iphiclides podalirius (scarce swallowtail), 237 nucleotides. NCBI's taxonomy places the organism in Eukaryota, Metazoa, Arthropoda, Insecta, Lepidoptera, Papilionidae. The record is from the annotation of a GenBank genome assembly.